Durio zibethinus is the source of this 773-nucleotide messenger RNA. NCBI's taxonomy places the organism in Eukaryota, Viridiplantae, Streptophyta, Magnoliopsida, Malvales, Malvaceae. The record is from RefSeq and is a predicted model, not a curated record.
UUUAUAUACGUUGCUUCCGUCAAUGGUUCUCUGCAGUUCUUCUCAAAAGGAAAACCCUUUUUUCUUCUUUAUAGUCUCCUCUUUUUCCACAUUCCAAAACUCAGUAACAAAACUAGGAAGCAAAUAUAGCCAUGGCAAAACUUGGGAAGCUAACAAAGCUGAAGUCCGCAAUAAAAAGAUGGCCAUCUUUAACGAAGCUCACCCGCAGCAGCAGUGCCAUAGCGGCUGCAGAAUGCGAAGACAAGUCAAUCCCAAAGGAUCUUCAUGCAGUUUAUGUUGGAAAGUCGCGGCGCAGAUACCUGGUAGGGUCUGAGAUCAUCUGCCAUCCUCUGUUGAAAGAGCUGAUUGAUAGAUCCUCUGGUGGUGGUAAUGGUAUUGAUGGUAACGAUGAUGAUGGUCAUGAAGUUGUGGUUUCUUGCGAGGUUGUUUUGUUUGAGCACUUGCUUUGGAUGCUUGAGAAUGAUGGGGCUCAGUUGGGCUCCAUGGAAGAGCUGAUUGAGUUCUACACUUGCUAAUGAAAGGGAAGAAAAACACAAAUCUAAACCCUUUUCAAAGUUGUAAAAAGAUUUAGAGCCAUGAAAAAAAAAAAAAAAGAGAGAGAGAAACCAAUAAUGAAAAUCAAGUAGUAUAGGCAGUUAAUUUAGUGUUUGUUAUGUCCUUUUGGGACAGUGAGAUUAACCCAUUUGAUUUUACUGCGGGAUGAUGUUGCUCAUCAAGAACUCACUAUGAAAAUGGUUGAGAAAUGGAAAUUUGGCUGCUAUUCAAUCUUCAAA